This is a messenger RNA of Micropterus salmoides (largemouth bass), 7114 nucleotides long. RefSeq names its product mucin-19-like. The record is from RefSeq and is a predicted model, not a curated record. Gene Ontology annotation, molecular function: protein binding. Lineage: Eukaryota; Metazoa; Chordata; Actinopteri; Centrarchiformes; Centrarchidae. Gene Ontology annotation, cellular component: extracellular matrix.
UUGCUCUCCUGCAGCAAGGGAGCAUCAGGCAGCAUGACUUCACAGCGAUGGAUGCUGGCAGUCUGCUUUUCACUGGCCUCAGUUUUAGGGACAGCUGAAUCGGUCACAACAACAGAAACUCAGAAACACACUUGCAGGACAUUUGGCAGCGGGGUUGUCCAGCCUUUCAAUGGUUCAAGUUUCUACGUGCGCUCCAACUGCCCGUUCACUCUCACCCGCUUCACCCACAACCGGGUGGAGUGUGACAUCACCACACGGCGGGACGACAGCGGGCUGCUGGUCCAAGUCGAGAUCAUUAUCAACAAAGUCAGGACUGUUUUGACGAAUGGAAGCAUCCUGGUGGAGAAGAAAAGCGUUUCCCUUCCAUACGACCACACCUACCAGCACAUCUUUCAGUACGGCAUCUACACUAAACUGAGGAGCUCGCUGCUUCCUCUGUCUAUCACUUGGCACAAUGUACCUGGAGGAAUAGACACAGCGUGGGUGGAGGUGGAGCAGGAGCUGAGUGCUGACAUGACCGGACUAUGUGGGAACAACCAGGGCAACAAGCAGCAGUUGAUCACAGAGAGUGUGCUUGCUGAUGACACAUGUCAAACCCGAGAUCCUGUCUCCGUUACAAAUCAAGUCUGCAGUCGGUUCAUGUCCUACGUCAUGGAUUGUUUGAAAGAUAAGAAUCCUCAUUAUAGACAACUCUGUGACAAGAACACUUACGGCUAUGAAAAAAGUAAAUACAUCGGCUGUGCUUUCUUCAAAGAAGUUGUCCAACAGUGUGGAAACAGCAGCUAUGUCUGGACUAGAUGGAGAUCUGAGACAGCAUGUGCGGAACAGAUUUGUCCUGGAGACCUGGUUUAUGUAGAACAGGGUCUGGCCUUUGUUCCCAGCUGCUCCAAUCCGAACCCCAGAUUAUCCAGCCAGGAUCUCACCAGCUCCUGCGUCUGCCCAAACGGUAAGGUGCUUAAUGAUCGUGCAGUUGGCUUCCACUGUGUGAGUGUGUCCAGCUGCCCCUGUGUGUUUGCUGGAAAGAGCUACUCAACUGGAGAUGUACGUGGCACCAAGUGUCAGACAUGUACGUGUGACAGAGGCACAUGGCAAUGCUCUAAAAACUUCUGCCCCAACAGAUGUCUUAUUGAAGGGCCGUUUGUGACAACAUAUGAUGGCAAACAAUAUGCCAUCCCUGGUAAAUGUUCAUACUUGGCCUCACAGGGUCAAGACUGGCAAAUAAAAAUUGCAUUUUCCGAAAAGGCACCCUCUCUGAAAACAGUCAUUCUUGAGCUUAAGAAAACACAUGCGUUGUAUACAUUCUCAAACAACAUUGUUACAUUUGGAGAGGAGGAGAUUACUGAACUUCAUCAGUCUGAUCAAGCUCUGGUUUUCUGGCAGUCGUCCAUGUACGUCCAUGUCCACACACCCUUUGGUUUGAAGAUCCAAGUCCAGAUGUCUCCUGAAAUCCAGCUGUAUAUCACUCCACCCAGAAACCACACUGGAAUUAUCUCAGGUCUUUGUGGCAACAACAACAAUGACUCCACAGAUGACUUCACCACCAGCAACAACAUCAUUGAGAACUCUGCUCAAUUAUUUGCUCUGUCCUGGAGUAUGGGUGAUUGUCCACCGAACAUCAACCCCUGUGUCAACACAGACAAUGAAAUAUUUGCUGGUGAAAAGUGCUCGGUGUUGAGCAACCCAACUGGGAUAUUUGCUGAGUGCCAUGGUCAUAUCCCAAUUGAUCAUUACCACAUGGCUUGCAUCCAAAGAACAUGUAACUGUGACAGCAGUCUACAGCAGUGCUUGUGUGUUGCUCUGGGCAGCUACGCCAAAGCCUGCGCCAAUCUGGGUGUUGUAGUUGGUGACUGGAGGAAAGCUACCAACUGCACUCUGACAUGUCAGAAGAACCAAGAAUUCUCCUACAACAUGCAAGCUUGCAAUCAUACAUGCCGCUCCCUGUCUGGCCCUGACCCUCGCUGUGGGCUGGACGAAGUGCCUGUGGAGGGCUGUGGCUGUCCGGAGGGAACUCACCUGAACAAAGAGAACGUCUGUACCCCAAAGACGGAGUGUGUUUGUCACCACCAGGGGGGUACAAUGCUUCCAGGGUGUGGGGUUAUCGACGGACGAAAGUGCUGCUGUGAGAAUGGAAAACUGAGCUGUUCUGAAGAUUGUGGGUGCAGAAACGGGAAGGUUUGUGUUCAUUGCUCCAGUGAUCCAGUUAAGACGACUCAGAAAACCUGUGACAGUCUCAGCAAACCAGUGGACACCAGCAGGACCUGCGAGAGUGGCUGUUACUGCCCACAUGACCAGUAUGAGGAUCACCAUGGCAACUGCGUUUUUCUGGACAACUGCACCUGUGUGUACAGUGGCAAUGUGUACCGUGCAGGACAGACUGUCAAAACCAAGUGCAAAACAUGCGUCUGUGGUCGGGGUCAGUGGAACUGCAAAGAUGAGCCUUGUCCUGGGAAGUGUCAAGUUUACGGAAACGGACACUACCAGACUUUUGACUCCAAAUGGUACCGCUUUGAUGGACACUGUCAGUACACACUUGUAGAGGAUUACUGUGGAAUUAGAAACGGUACCUUUUCUGUCAGAGUUGAGAGUGUACCCUGCUGUGAUGAGGCGCUCACCUGCUCUCGCUCCAUCAUCCUCGACCUGCAGGGAAUGGUCACCCUGACACUGAGCGACAUGAGGGUGACCAGACACUACCAUGAUGGCUGGACUCCGCAGAAAGAGUCAUUUUUCUCCACACACACUGUCGGACUCUACAACAUAAUCUCAGUGCCAAGUAGAGGUAUAACUCUGAUCUGGGACAAACACACCCGCAUCACCAUAGAGCUGCAAGCAAAAUGGAGGAACCAAGUGUGUGGCCUCUGUGGCAAUUUUGACUCCAAUGAGAGGAAUGACCUAGCGAUGAGUGGCUCAUCAGUGGCGUCCAGUCCUCUGGUGUUUGGCAACAGCUGGAAAGCCGCCACACCUCCUUGUUCUGAUGUGACCUCUGAGAUAUUUCCAUGCGAACGCAACUCCUACUGCUCAGCCUGGGCCCAGCGGCGCUGUAUGAUCCUUACAGGAGACAAAUUCAGAGACUGCCAUUUAAAAGUGGAUCCAGAGCCCUACUACCAUGCCUGUGUGCAGGAAGCCUGCUCCUGUGAGUUUGAAGGGAAGUUCCUGGGCUUCUGCACAGCCGUGGCAGCCUACGCGGAAGCCUGCAGUGACCAGGAUGUGUGUGUAAACUGGAGAACACCUGAUCUGUGUCCUGUCUACUGUGACUACUACAACGAGCAGGGUGAGUGUAGCUGGCACUAUGAAGCAUGUGGUGAGAUGCUAACCUGCAGAGAAGGCAAAUACAUCCCUCACAAGCUGGAAGGCUGCUACCCCAGAUGUUCGAAGGAGGCGCCAUACUAUGAUGAAAAUACUGGUGAAUGCACCACAUUGACAAACUGCACCUGUUAUUUUAAUGACACCAUUAUCCAAGCUGGAGUAGUGUGGCAGAAUCAAUUUACUAAGUGCCGCUGUGAAAAUGGAACAAUUAAGUGUUCUCAAUCAUCAACUCCUGAACCAAAAACUUCCACCACACCUGCCUCAACUACCACUAAACUAACUGUGCCAUCUACCACCACUAAACCAACUGUGCCAUCUACCACCACUAAACCAACUGUGCCUUCCACCACCACUAAACCAACUGUGCCUUCCACCACCACUAAACCAACUGUGCCUUCCACCACCACUAAACUAACUGUGCCAUCUACCACCACUAAACCAACUGUGCCUUCAACCACCACUACAUCACCUACAAUCACCUCUACUCCAGUGACGAAUAUUACCAAUCUGUCAACUGUGCUUUCUUCCACCUCUAUACCAACAACUACAACUGGUUUAACUACGACUGAAACAUUAUCAACAACAGGCCCCUUCAUAUCUACACCAGUGACGAAUAUUACCAAUCUGUCAACUGUGCUUUCUUCCACCUCUACACCAACAACUACAAGUACUUCACCUACCACUGAAACAACUGUUCUUUCCAGCACCACUACAACAAACACUACAACUGAUUUAACAACGGCUGAAACAUCAUCAACAACAGCCCCCUUCAUAUCUACACCAGUGACGAAUAUUACCAAUCUGUCAACUGUGCUUUCUUCCACCUCUACACCAACAUCUACAAGUACUUCACCUACCACUGAAACAACUGUUCUUUCCAGCACCACUACAACAAACACUACAACUGAUUUAACAACGGCUGAAACAUCAUCAACAACAGCCCCCCUCAUCUCUACACCAGUGACGAAUAUUACCAAUCUGUCAACUGUGCUUUCUUCCACCUCUACACCAACAUCUACAAGUACUUCACCUACCACUGAAACAACUGUUCUUUCCAGCACCACUACAACAAACACUACAACUGAUUUAACAACGGCUGAAACAUCAUCAACAACAGCCCCCCUCAUCUCUACACCAGUGACGAAUAUUACCAAUCUGUCAACUGUGCUUUCUUCCACCACUACACCAACAACUACAACUGGUUUAACUACGACUGAAACACUGUCAACAAAUAACUCUACCACCACAUCUACAACUAGAAUGAGUACCACUUCAGUGACAACUGCUGCCUCAACACAGCUUACAAUGAUAACAAAUGGCACAGAAUCUACUGCAACUGAGCUACAGACUGAAUCUCCUAGCACUCUGCUUACCACGUCAUACACAACAGACACAACUAAGCCAACAACAAAACAUACAGAGACAACAGCAACAACACUUCAAUCAACAACCACCUUUGCAACUAAUGCUACACCUACUGAAACCUCAGGUCCGACUGAACUAACGAGCACAGAAGUUUCCACUGAAACAUUUACCUCUUCUACACAUUCAACCACUCAACCUACCACCUCCUCCGAAGCAACAACAACAACAACUAAAUCUACGCUGAUGCCACCAACAACAUUUACCACCAAGGUGGCUACAACCAAUGCAACUACCACUGAACUGACGACAAGAACUGAUGAUGAACCAGGCACAACAAUGACAACGUUAGAAAUAACAAACCACACUUCAGUAGCCACCAACCCAACGGAGACUACAAUAAAUGUUGAAACGGAAACAGCAGUCACAUCAACAUUCCGCACCACACCUCAAUUGUGUAGUGUGUGUAAAGACCUGAAGCGGAACAAAACCUGGUGUGACGGUGAGAAGUGGACAGAGGACUGCUACGAUAAGUCCUGUAGAAAUGGAACAAUUGAGUCGACUCCAGUGGUUUGUCCAGAGUCUACAAUUCCCAUCUGCCCCAGACAACUGACCAUAAAAGUGCAGGAUGGAUGCUGUGAAACAUGGAAGUGUGACUGUCGCUGUGAGCUAUAUGGGGAUCCCCACUACAUCUCUUUCCAAGGAGUAAACUUUAAUUUCUUAGACGACUGCACCUACAUCCUGAUGGAGGAAAGGUCACCACUCCAUAAUCUGACCAUUGCUGUUGACAACUUCGACUGUGUGCCAGGCAUUGAAGGCUCCUGUGCUAAAGGCAUCAUCCUGAAAUAUCAGAACAGUACUGCUACACUCACUAUCAAUCCAGAUUUGUUUGCAGUACAGGCCACUCUGAACAAUGCCGCCAUAAAGCCGCCAUAUGAGACACCUGGGUGGAGGUUUGAGACCACGGGGUACAUGGUGUCUAUCUACCUCCCAGAGAUCCGCUCUUAUGUCUCCCUCAGUCCGUAUUAUACCCUGGUGGCCAGUCUAGCCAUGGAGCACUUCCUCAACAACACCCAAGGACAAUGUGGUGUAUGUGGCGUUGGAUCAUGUGUCCGUAAAGGAGGCCAGAUUGAGGACGACAGCUGCUGUGAUAAGACGGCCUAUGACUGGGUUUAUCCUGACCCGCUGAAGCCAGCCUGUGUUCCACCAAGGAACGUACCUUGUCACCCAGUGACCACUCCACCACCCACUAACACCCCCACUGUCACCACCUCCUGUCCUGGGAGCCGACUAUGUGAGCUGCUAAACCAUCCAGUCUUUUCAGAAUGCAGGACGUAUGUGAAUCUGAUCCUUAAGAAGAGCAACUGUGAGUUUGAUUCAUGCAGGAGUGGCCCUUGUUCUUCACUAGAGCAAGCUGCUGACGAGUGCAAAAAUGCUGGUUUCUGUGUUGACUGGAGAAAUCUAACUAAUGGAAGGUGUGAUGUGCCGUGUCCAGAAGGAUUGGUUUUCAGAGAAUGUCAAAACAAGCUGGAUGACGUCUGCGAUGGAAGAGCACUUUAUCCAGGAGCCGUCCUUGAGAAGAACGCCAUAGGCUGUUUCUGUCCCAGCGGCCAGUUCAGGGCAGGACCGUACUCAAAUAUCUGUGUGUCUGACUGUCCGUAUUGUAAAGGACCACUUGGUGAGCCCAGACUGCCUGGUGAGGUGUGGCAGUCCGGCUGUAACCUGUGUACAUGUAACAACCAGACUCGGACAGAGGAGUGUCUUCCAAAACCUCCUGAGCCAGCUCCCAUAUGUAGCCCUGAUGCUGUAUUGGUAAACACCUCUUGCUGUGGUGAUCAGACUUGUGUUGAGAAGACAUGCAGAUAUCAUGAAAAAACAUACAAGGUGGGAGACAGAUGGAAGGAUGCUGCCCAUUCCUGCAUUUCAUUCAGUUGCAGCAAAGAGGGUAUUAAGACUGAGACUAGAGUCUGUCCAACAGAAAACUGUCAGGAGGAGGACAGAAUUUGGGAUGACGAGCACUGCUGCUUUACAUGUAUCCAAAGCUGUGCUCCGAAGGUGACCAGUAUUAACGUCACCGUAGACAACUGUACCACCAUCAUGCAGAUGCCUGCGUGUCAGGGCCAAUGCAUGUCUGAACCCAGGGUCGUGUUACAGGGUGACCUGCAGGUGGAGCAGAAGCACAGAUGCUGUCGGGAGCGGAGCUCCGAGAGGAGAUCUGUGACCCUGCAAUGCUUCGACCUCACGACCAGAUUCUUCUCUUACAGGCAUGUCACCAGCUGUGAGUGCAGAGGCUGUGGUGACCAGUGCUGAAAAGUACUGACGGCACAGGCCAGAGCCAAGAAUAAACAAUGCUGUAAUGUGUCCAUUAGAUUUCCAAAUCAAAUUCUAAUGUAUUCAGAUUUUAUAGAUUUCUAAUAAGAAAAUAAAAUUAAUCAUUUACUAAUCUCCA